Erythranthe guttata (spotted monkey flower) is the source of this 424-nucleotide messenger RNA. The record is from RefSeq and is a predicted model, not a curated record. NCBI's taxonomy places the organism in Eukaryota, Viridiplantae, Streptophyta, Magnoliopsida, Lamiales, Phrymaceae.
UAUUUUUAUUGGUAUUGAUAACGGUACAUAUAAUGACAAUGGUAAUGAUAUUGAUAAUGGUAAUAGUAAUGGCAAUAGUAAUGGUAAUUUUAACGGCAAUGGUAAGGGCAAUGGUAACGGUAAUGGUAAUGGUAAUGGUAAUGGUAAUGGUAAUGGUAAUGAUGUUGGUAUUGGUGUUGGUGUUGGUGUUGGUGUUGGUGUUGGUUUUGGUUUUAGUAUUGGUAUUUGUAUUGGUAUUGAUAUUGGUAUUGAUAGUGGUAUUGGAAUCUGGCAGUACGACCAGCGUUACAAACAAUAUGGUACACCUGGAAACUUUUCAGCAUAUAUUAAGGUUACUCGCACUGUAUUGGAUCCAUGCGUCAGGGCGGUUGUUAUCAAACGCAAUAACAGUAAUUGUUUGGAUCAAAUUAAGAAUUUGAAUUAA